UAAAAUCAAUGUUGUUUGGAGACAGAGCUGCCCAAAGAUUGAACGAUGGAGACGGUGGCUUGAAUAGAUGAUGCUGUUGUUCGUUAGAGUUAAGAGGUUAGAGGGAGUUGGGAGUUGUCGAGAGAAAUGGCAAAAUCGACCGCAAAACUCUUCUUCUUCAUAGCCCCAUUUCCCUCUUCGUUCCGUCUUCGAAAUCUCAACACCACCGCCGUCGCCAGAACUCUCGCUUGCUCUUGUAGUUUCACCACUAGUGCUUCUAAGAGAUAUGAUAACAACAGGAAGCGUAAGGAUGCCAAAUUGGUUGUGGUGAGUGAGAAGAAGAGGACUCGCUCCCCAAAAGAGCUGCACGAGGACGCUGCCCAGCUUUACGCUGACGGCACCGCCGCUCACAUCCCUGUCAUGCUUGGUGAAGUGCUCGACGUCUUCUCUUCGUUUUCUUCAUCUUCGAAACCCCUCCGCUCUUUCGUUGAUUGUACCGUCGGAGCCGCCGGACACUCCGCCGCUAUAAUUGAAGCCCAUCCCGAAUUGAAACUUUAUGUUGGCAUGGAUGUUGAUCCUGUGGCACAUGAGAAAGCUAGAGCUCGAAUUGAUGACAUCUUGCAUGGUGAUUCUUGUAACCCAACUUCAGACGUGAAAACACAGACCAUUUUGAAGAAUUUUAGGCAUAUCAAAUCUGUGCUUAGCGAGGUUGAUGAGAAACUCUUAGAUACGGGAGUUGAUGGCAUCUUAAUGGACUUGGGAAUGUCAUCCAUGCAGGUGAAUGAUCCGGAAAGAGGGUUUAGUGUGCUUGGCGAUGGACCUCUCGAUAUGCGAAUGGAUCCUCAGGCAAGUCUGAAAGCAGAAGAUAUUUUAAACUCUUGGCCAGAUACUGAACUUGGGCGAGUCCUUCGGGAAUAUGGAGAAGAAAGCAAUUGGCGCGCUCUUCAGAAUAAAAUUGCCAAAGCCAGGUUACAUGGUGGGUUGCAUACCACUGGCGAACUGGUAGACCUUAUUCAGAAUGCGACUCCUUGGAGAAGAGGAGGGAGACAAGGUUGGAUAAAGACAGCAACCAGGGUUUUUCAAGCUCUGAGGAUAGCCGUUAAUGACGAACUUAAGACACUGGAGGAUUCCCUCUACUCUUGUUUUGACUGCCUUGCGCCCGGGGGUAGGCUUGCCGUCAUCUCUUUCCACAGUUUGGAGGACAGAAUUGUAAAACAAACAUUUCUUGGCAUCAUUAACAGGAAUGAGGGUGAUGGGGAUGAAGAAGAGAGGCGUGGGACUGAAAGGAAAAAGAUGAGAAACGAGGAUGAUGAAAAUGAAGCGUGGAUUAGACAAAUGAUAGGGGGCUGCAGAGGAAUAAUCCUAACAAAGAGACCUAUAACACCAUCGGUGGAAGAAGAGAGACUGAACCGCCGCUGUAGGAGUGCUAAACUCAGGGUGAUUCAGAAGCUUGAAAGAUAGCCAAACGUCUCUGUAAUCAUUAUAACUCUGUAUCCAUGAUGUUCUACCCAUCUUCGAAUUUAUAUUAUUCAAAUAGUCAUUUAAAAAAAACAUUCAUUUCUC
Molecule: messenger RNA, 1542 nt
Organism: Juglans regia (Persian walnut)
Lineage: Eukaryota; Viridiplantae; Streptophyta; Magnoliopsida; Fagales; Juglandaceae
Product: ribosomal RNA small subunit methyltransferase H
Exons: 5
Coding region: 127-1440 (437 amino acids)
Biological process (GO): rRNA base methylation
Molecular function (GO): rRNA (cytosine-N4-)-methyltransferase activity
Source: RefSeq, a predicted model, not a curated record